AUGGGUGAUAUCGGCGUGGAACCACCCGCAAUGCCGGCUGGAGAUGUGGCCAUACACGGAGACACCACGGAUGAGCUGCAGUGCACGAUAUGUCUGGCAUCGAAGUGAGCGAAACUAUUCUUCCGUUUUCAGUUAUUAAGGUUGACUUUUCUAAAGGUUUACUCAAGAGGGUCGGAUCAGUAAUUGCAAUCACUCGUUCUGCUUCUCGUGCAUCUCCGAAUGGGUUUGCCAGUCGCUCCGUCCGUCCUGCCCAAUGUGCCGGUCCGAAGUCGACAAAAUCUGCUACGACUUCAAGGAGGCGGAGAACGGUCGCAUUGAGUUAGUGCACUGUCCAAUAGAUCAUUCUAAUCUUCUCCUCUCUUCAGAAUUCAGAUACUGGAGUACAGAAGCGCUCACGUGCAGCUGACACAGACGGACAAGAAUGUUCUGAUCAGUGAACGACGGAUCGUCGUCAGAAAUAUUAUGCAUGCGUACAAAGUUCUGGCCGCGCUGGCUUCUGCUGUGUAAGUGAACAACAUUAAACGAGUACUUAAUUUGAGUGGUUUCCAGGCUCGAGAUAAAGGGCGACACAGAGAUACACGCGCAGUUACGGGUAACAGAAACCAUCGCAAAAUCGUUACAAAAAGUGUUGUUUUCCAGAAAGCUCUGGCUGACUUGGAGUCCGUCGUCACUCAGCACAUUGCGCGAUGCGAGAUUAUGCUGACCGAUCUGAGACUGGAAGUUACCCGCAAAAACAAGUAAUUGAUCGUAAUCUCUCAUUCCCAAUUAGUAUAAUUUGUUUUUCAGAGCGCUCAUUUUCAGAGCAGAAACAUUCCGUCGUAUGAUUUAUACGAAAAAGAUUCGGGUUAAGUACAACGAUCAGAAGAGACCGAAACUUCAGCCAGAAGAUCUUGCCAAAGAUCCCGAACGGUUCAAAAACAUUGUCACGGAAUACAUGAAGACAGAGUACGACGCUAUUCCAUUUUGCAUGGUAAGAAAACGCUGCAAAAGCCCGCACAAUUUGAAUCUUUCAGCAAGCGAAACCAGGCGGUGUCAAGUGGAGAACCAAGUUUAUAGGACAGACAAUGACGGAGGAAGACAAAGGCCUAGCGACCGCCCGUAUUUACCAACUCAUGCUCAAUUUGCGUCCUGGAAACGACGCGUUCCAGGUGAGCAUUUUUGUGAUUGGACCGCUUUGUUUUAUUAUUGCUUAUUCCAGAAAGAACUGGCAGACAUUCUACCACAUGUGAGCACUCAGUUUCUGCCCCUGCUGGAUGACCAUUUGGAGGCCAUUUUGACCGUCGAGAAGACCGUUUUGGACCAGUUUUAUCAAGAAGUUUUCUAUGAUUCCGUGUACAAUAACAUCUCAAGCGGAUUCAUGGAAUACAACGGAAUGAGGGAGGAACCGGAGCAACUCGAGUCCAUUUUCCAUCAUUUCGCCCAUUUCGGAGGUGGAUGGCCGCCAGAUCACUUCACGGAAAGACGGCUCCAUCGUCAAACAUCGAACACAGAUCGUACCGAUCGUGCCACCAACAACGACGACAUGAGCGAUCGGUCGGAAUCGCCACAGGAGGAAAGAGAGGCGACGCCGAUGCCCGACGACCUCAACCUGUCGCCAGAAGAGACUCUAACGCGAGUGUUCGAAUCUGCACGCUACCCGAAUAUUGGUCCGCUUCGUGUCCCAGGAUUUCUGGAUUUGAGAGAGCCUGUCAGUGAGGCACACCGCCAAUUCCGCGAGCAGAUGGAGCUGAGACGAAGGAACAGACUCGAGGAAGCAGAGACGAGCAGGACGUUAUCCCACGAAGAUCAACGUCUCCGUUCAUCGACGAGGAACAGAGAAGCGAGUGAAAGGAUCAGGCGGCUCGACGCGCAGUCGGAGCAAUUUUCGGUAAAUUUGGAUUGAACAUCUGAGUAAAUGUGUUUAUGAUUUCAGUCUCUAAUGCGCACACGCCCUUUGCUUAUCAAUCAUCGAGAUCGCAGAAUGGUGAGAAACGAUGAAUCUCAGUUAAAGUUUGCAAAAACAAUUUAUUUUCAGCUGACGUUCGCUCCUCAGCCGAUCGCCAACCUGACCGCACCGCUCGGCGCCAGACCUCCCGUUUAUAUCCCAUCCACUAACUACUUUAGAGCGGCUGCCGCUAGUCUUGCCAGUCUUUCACACAGUGUCCCACCUUCAUCGCACAGUUUCACCAAUUGGCCGAUGGAAGAGGAGCGCAAUAUAACAGACCAACAGAGAAAUGUACUCAUGAGACGAAUGAUGGAAGGGAUGGAAGGGAUGACAGCGUCAGCAAAUGCAGCUGCUCAACGAGCGGAAGCAGAAGCGUCGCGUGAACCUAUCCUUGUAGAUCUUACUCGAAACAACGUAACAGGAACCAGACCUCCAGGAUACAUUGAAUCUCCGCUGCCUCCGGGUAGAGAACCGACGGCUUCUGGCGAACGGUCACUGAGGGCAAUCGCGGCGGCCCUCGACAGGGAAGAUGCUGCCAAUGGACUCGACUACAUCUCGGUUGCACAUAGGACGAGAUCUGCGAGAAGAGGUGUGCACUACGCCAUCGGCGUCCAUUACCCGCGGGCCCGUGACGGGUACAUCGAAAGUUGAAAUGCGGAAAUUUAGUAAAUUCCAUUUGAGCGCAUUUACUUUAUGGUACGACCCCGUGGUUUACAUUCUGUUUUCAGCUGCUGCCAGUGGACAACUGCCAGGAGCUCCCCCGCCUAAAAGAGCUCCUAAUUCUCGUCGAGACCGUCGCUGA
Molecule: messenger RNA, 2726 nt
Organism: Caenorhabditis sp. 36 PRJEB53466
Lineage: Eukaryota; Metazoa; Nematoda; Chromadorea; Rhabditida; Rhabditidae
Source: the annotation of a GenBank genome assembly